This is a messenger RNA of Phyllotreta striolata, 2007 nucleotides long. Lineage: Eukaryota; Metazoa; Arthropoda; Insecta; Coleoptera; Chrysomelidae. The record is from the annotation of a GenBank genome assembly.
GAAUUAAGAACCAAUUUAGUGGAACUUUGCGUUGCUACGUUGGUAGCCUUCAAAACUGACGUAAAAUUUAGUGACUUUUUGUCCGGCCGAUGGUCCCGCGAACGGCCGAUCGGUACCGAAGACACCCGAACAACAUCGUUCAUCGUUUUCGCUAGGUUAUAUGUGGUUGUCAACACGUGUAGUGGAAAAUUCACCAUAGAAAAACCGAGUUAAUUGAUAGAAAAGCGACGAAAAUGUCAGUUUGGCAGCGUGUGGCCAAACCCACCACACGUAGGGGUAAAAGGGUUCUGCUGAAGAGAGAGCCGCAAGUGGUAGAGGGUCCCAAGCGGGCGCUGUUUUUCCAAGGCAGAAAGUGCUCGGAGAAGGUGCGAGCCCUGCUCAAGGAUCUGCACGACUUUAAGAAACCCGACGGCGUGAAAUUGAACAGAAAACACGACAUCACAGUGUUCGAAAACGCCAAGCCAGUGGAAGAUGUCUGUAGGAAAUACGAAGCUCCAUUAUUCAUGCUGGGCUCUCACAGCAAAAAGCGCCCCGACAAUCUAGUCAUAGGCAGAAUGUUCAACUACAAUUUACUGGACAUGAUAGAGUUAUACGUGGAAUCCUUCACCGGCCUGAAGGAAUUCGCCGAGUCCAUUACGCUCGGCACCAAACCCUGUCUCGUAUUCAACGGCCCGCUCUGGGAGCAAACCGACGAACUGAAGCAACUGAAAUCCUUAUUUAUCGACUUUUUUCAUAGGGAAACCGUAGAGAAUAUUAGGUUACAAGGCUUAGAGCACACCCUUAGUUUUAACGCCACUCCGGACGGGAAAAUCCUGCUCAGGUCCUACAAAAUCAUACUUAAAAAGUCUGGUGUGAAAACGCCGCGGGUGGAACUGGACGAAAUUGGUCCCCGAGUCGAUUUCACACUAAGACGCAGCAAACUGCCGGACGAGGAUCUGAUGAAGGAGGCCUGUCGCAAGCCGAAGGAGCUGCGGGUGAUCAAGAAGCAGAACAUUAGCACUGACGAGCUGGGCAAUACACACGGUCGCGUACACAUGGGCAAACAGAACAUCAAGACGAUACAGACGAGAAAGAUGAAGGGUUUGAAAAAGACGGCGGCCGAGAGGAAGGCGGAGAAACUGAAGAUUCUCAAGGUUGUGAAUAACAACGAGGCCGUUGCGGAGAAUGGGGAUCGAUAGUCGUUAAGGAAUUGGAAGGGUUUGUCGGUGUUGUCAUUUCGAUUUGUUGGUGUUGCCGGAGACGUUUGUGCGAAUUUGGUUGAUAAUUUCAGGUUUGCAAACUGUGUGGUAACUGAUGGGUAACUUUAUCUUCGUGAUUCGAGUGUACCCAAAAGGUUCGUUCAUAUGAAUCUUUUUUCUGUAUUAUUUAGAGGCAACUUGGGUUAAACAAUGAAGUUCUUCAUUAGUUAUCUAAUAGUUAGGAAGCAAUGAUAAGUGAGUUCUAUUUUAUAUCUCUGUUGAAAGAGAAUCGAAUUUUGCGUACAAUUAAAUUGAAUUCCUUGUUAAUUACUGGUGCAGUUUUUUCUUGCAAAGCUCUCUCUUCUCCUAAUGUUGAGUGCCACUAUAAUAAUUGUGCCAUCCUGUAUAUUGAUUUUUCUUUAUCUAAUUUACAAAAUUUGAAAGUGGGCGUUAUAUCACCAGUACUCAAUUUUAAGUUUAUUAUAAGGGCAUUUGCAACAAUUAAUUGAAAUGACAAUAUAGCGGGAAUAAUGCAAAGUGAGGAGAGUUUUUAAUAAAAAUUAUCAAAACCAUUUAUGUUAAAUAAUUUUUAAGAAAAACUUGUAAAAUAUUGAUAAUCCGCAGUAAAUUCGGCGUCCAGCGGAACAGGUAUCCGCUGGAAAUUGCAUUUACUGCAUUUACUCGCUCUGUCAAAUUUAUUUUAUCCCUUAUUAUAUUUAAGUUUUGUAUAUAUGUUAUUUUUUAAAAAGUAAACUAAUUAAUAUACAGUUAUACAAAAAUCCACACCGUUCUUCAAUCGAUCGCAAACACCUCGAGUGAUUAAAAAGGC